GUUACUGGACUCCUGUUUAACAUGGGUGCUGGAUCUCUCCAACCUGGUAACCUGGUUACCUGGUACUCCAACCUGGUAAUCAUCCUGCUCAUGACUACAGGGUGUCUGGGUCAGGACAACGGGAGUGUGACUUACACCCCCAGGAGAGUCUGCUCUUUAGAGGGCUCUUCUGUGACCAUGCCCUGCUCUUACACAUUUCCCAAGGGUCACAAAGUCACAACAGCUUUCUGGUUCAAAGGUCAAGUGCCUGGUGCGGAGUCUCUGGAUCUGAAUUUGAACCCUGAGUACAAAGGCCGUGUGGAGUAUCUAGGGGACAGUAACCAACUCUGUACACUGAGAAUCACAGACCUGAGAGAGAGCGAUUCAGGAACCUACAGCUUCCUGUUUGGGACUGACGUCAAUCCUGGGGGGUGGAUGGGGAAUCCAGGAGUCAGGUUAAAUGUCACAGGGCUCCAUGUUGAUUUGACCCCUGACCUAGCUUUGGAUGGCGAGUGGGCAGACCUGACCUGUGGCUCCUGCUUCUUGAGUGAAAAUCCCAACUACACCUGGUACAAGGACAAACAGCCUUUGAACUACACCAACAAGGUCAAGGUUAUGGCCAACUACCUGGAACUAGACCCGGUAGGCAGGGAAGAUGCAGGCAGCUACUCCUGUGCGGUGAGCAGCAGAGAGGAUUCCCCUGGUCCGGCAGUGAUCCUUGUAGUGGGAUACUUCCCAAAGAACACCUCAGUGUCAGUCACAGUCAGUCCCUCUGGUGAAAUAGUGGAGGGCAGAUCAGUGACUCUGACCUGCAGCAGUGAUGCCAAGCCACCAGUGGACAAAUACACCUGGUACAAGAAGAAUGAAGAACGGACGGGGUUCUCAGAAACAGGAUCAGGGCAGAGUUACAUCAUCCUUAACAUCAGCAAUGAGGACAGUGGGCAGUACUUCUGUAAGACUGAGAAUCAAUACGGACCACUUGACUCUGCAACUGUGCAUCUCAGUAUAGCAGGUAAACCAGUGUUUCCCUGGGCUCCCGUUGUGGGGGUGGUGGCUGUGUUGGCAGCUGGAGCUCUGCUCGUCAUCCUCUAUGACACACUGAAGAAGAGGAAAACCCCAAGAGGAAUGGACUUUAUAGGGGAGGCACAGAUGGUACCUUGUGGUAAACCGACACACACGGCACAGUCUGAUGACACGUACAUGACUCUGAAUAAAAGGACAAUGUCUCCUGAGUAUGACACUCUGGCUAAUGUCAGAAACACUGUUGGCUGAAGAAGACCCUAUGCCUGCGACCUCAACAUAAAUAGGGUUAGAAGUGAACACCAUAUAACCGUUUGAAAAUUAUUAAAAAGGGUAUAAUUUUUAAAUGAUCAAA
Messenger RNA from Oncorhynchus nerka (sockeye salmon), 1354 nucleotides. RefSeq names its product B-cell receptor CD22-like. The coding region runs from base 22 to 1251 and encodes 409 amino acids. The record is from RefSeq and is a predicted model, not a curated record. The transcript has 8 exons. Lineage: Eukaryota; Metazoa; Chordata; Actinopteri; Salmoniformes; Salmonidae.